Molecule: messenger RNA, 617 nt
Organism: Dictyostelium purpureum
Lineage: Eukaryota; Evosea; Eumycetozoa; Dictyosteliales; Dictyosteliaceae
Exons: 4
Coding region: 39-527 (162 amino acids)
Molecular function (GO): calcium ion binding
Source: RefSeq, a predicted model, not a curated record
AUUACUUUAUAAAACAAUUAAAAAUUAAAAAUUAAAAAAUGUCUACUCUUCCAGAAAAUGUUGUAAAAGAUAUUGAAGCCAUGAUGUCUAAGUUUGAUAAAAACAAUGAUGGAGAAAUUACAUGGGAUGAAGUUGUUGAACGUUUAAAGGAAAAUAAAAACUGUAAAGAUCCAUACUUUGCUGCAUUUUCAAUGUUUUCAGCUUUGGAUAAAAACCAAGAUAGAAAAAUUUCCUUAGCUGAAGUCCAAAAUCACAAAUUAGAAAUCUAUGCCAAAAAGUGUGAAAGUGUUAUUAAAAGAGAUGUUAAAAACAUGUUAAAAGAAUAUGAUGGAAACAAAGAUGGUAAAAUCACUUGGGAUGAGGUUUGUGAUUUUUUCAGAAAAGACCCAGAAGUCGGUGAAAAAAACUGUGAACUCAAUACCAAAUAUCUCUUCCAGUCAAUGGAUAAAAACAAUGACAAAGUCAUCACUAGAGAUGAACUUAGAGCUUUCUCUAUGAGAUUCAACAAUCUUCACCCAUCCCAAUAAACCAAAGAUUGUUAUUCAUUGGUUGCUUAAUCAUUAAUGAUUUAAAAAAAUAAUUAAAUAAAAAAUACAAUUGCCAAUUUAAAAUUAAAA